AUGUUCGUAAAAAAUUUUAUUCAUAAAUUAAAAGAAUUAAAACAAAAAUCUUUAGAUAAGUUUGCUAAUCUAUUGUAUGAUUAUGGAGGUUAUGUAUAUGAUAGACCAUGUACGUUUAUCAUAUGUAGUUUAAUAUGUUGUUUACUUUUAACUUGUGGUUUUUAUUUUAAAGAACAUGAGAAAGAUAUUUAUAAAUUAUAUUCCAUAUCAAAUUCGUAUGCAUACGAAACAAAUGAAACAAUUAAUGACUUUUUUUAUAAAAGUAGAAGAUGUUUUAUAUUAGUUGAAUCUAAUGUAAAUUUAUUAAAACCAAAAAUUUUAAGAGAAUUACAAAAAUUUGAGGAAGGUACAAAAGAUAUUGAAGUAGAUCUAUCUGAAAUUAAUGAAUGUAAAUCUGCAUCUGAGUUACCACCUGAACAGAGUCAUGUGGCAAAAGAAUUAUAUAAGACAUUAAUUCAAAGAAGUGAAGAGAAUUUAAAAAGUGGAAAGAUCAAUGGAAGUCUUUUUGAUUACUCUGAUUUAGAUGAUAAUGGUAAAAGUAUUUUGUCAGUGCAAGGACAAGAAAAUAAUAACGAUGAUGAUAUUAUAGAAGCAGACAACAAAAAUGAUGAACACAACAAUAAUUAUAAUAAUAGUAAUAAUAAUAAUAAUAGUGAAGAUGAUAGUAAUAAUGAAGUUGAUAAUAAUAAUAAUAAUGAUGAUGAUGAAGAUGAUGAUGAUGAUGAUGAUGGAGAUAAUGAAGAAGAAGAUGAAGAAAAGAAAAAAUCACUUCGAGAAAAAUUAUAUAGAAAAAUAUAUGAAAUGUUAAAGAAAAAAAAAGAAAAUAUUGUUUUAGAUGAGAAUAGUCCAAAUGUUAAUUUUUCUGAUUAUAAAGAUGAUGUGUUUUAUCCAUAUCAAUAUAUACCACCUAUGUUAAUAAAAACAGAUAGAUGUAAAUUACAAAAUGUUUUUGCUGAUAAAAAUUUGAAUAUAGAUUUAAGAGAAGCUAGUGAUGGAUUAAAAAAACAAAUAACAUAUACAUUAGAAGAUAUAUGUGAAAAGAAAUAUGGUGAUUGUAAUUUUAGUUCUUUAUUUUUAUAUUAUGAGAAAGGAAAUGGUUAUAUUGAUUAUCCUAUAAAAGUAGAUAAUCUAGAUUUUUAUGUAAAUAGAAGAACAUAUAAAGAAAUGAUGUUUAAAGGUAUAUUAGGUAAUAUGGUAUAUGAAAAAUCUGGUUCAAAAUUUAUUAUAAAAUCUGCAAAUGCUAUUAUGACUGUAAUACCAUUAUUAAAUUCUCAUACAUAUGAACCAUAUGCUUUAGCUUAUGAAAAGAAAUUAAUUGAUUAUGUUAGAUUCUAUAAUCUAGAUGAUAUAAUACAAGAUGAAGAAACUAAUGAUAAUAAUGAUCCAUUUAUACGUUUUCAUGUUUUUACUGAUAGAAGUUUAGAAGAUGAAGUAGAUCGUAUAUCCAAAAUUGAUAAUUUAACUAGAUUACUUUUAUUAAUAGGUGUUUUAUUAAUAUUUAUGUAUGCAUUAUUUAAUAACGUCACAUCUGUACUAUAUAGAAGUAAACCCUUAUGUGCUGUCAUGGGGAUCUUUUGUGGUUUCUUAGGUUUCUUAUCGGGUUCAGGUUUCUUAUAUUUUCUAGGUGUCAAAUCUGUACCACCAGCAGAAACUGUUCCAUUUUUAGUUAUAGGUGUUGGUGUUGAUGAUGUAUUUGUUAUAUUAAAUUCAUAUUCAUUAUUAUUUAUGGUUAAAGAUAAUAAGAAAAGAAUACAGAUGUGUCUAAAAGAUAGUGCUCUAGCUAUAACUGUUACAACAUUAACUAAUAUUAUAGCCUUUUUAAUAAGUGCUAUAUCACCAUUUUAUUCCAUAUGUGCCUUUUCUUUAUUUACAGCUAGCUCCUUAUUUUUUGGAUAUCUUAUGGUUCUAACAUUUUUGUUAAGUUUUCUAUGUAUAGAAGCCAAAUUAGAAAAGAAGAAAAGAAAUAUUUUCACGGGUACCUUUCAUUUGUUCAGAUCUAUUUUUAUGAAGAAUUCGAAAAAGAAAAACAACAAAAAAACAGACAAGGAUAAUAAUAAUAAUCUUAAUGGUGAUGACAAAAAAAAUGAUUUAUCUUUGGAGCUAAAAAAUAAUGAAGAUGAUUAUGAAAAUGUUUCUAUAUAUGAAUGGAUACAUAAUUUAUAUUUAUUUGAAGAAUCUAUAAAUAAGAAAAAGAAAAAUCUAGCAGUAGUAUAUACAUCAAAUGGAAAAGGCCCCCAAAAUAAUAAUAUGAAUGAAGAACUUGGAAUGGUUGAUUCCUCAAAAAUUGUAUCCAUAGAAGAUCUAAAACAAAGAAAUGUUAGAACAGAUGAUGGUUCUUUACAAAAUAAAGAUGAUAAUAAGAAAAAGAAUAAAACAGAUAAAAAAAAGAAAACACAAGAUAAUAAUUAUAAUAAUAUUAAAAGUAGCAAUUUAAAAUGUGAUCAUGAUAAGAAUGAUAAGAAUGAUAACAAUAUUAUAAAUACACCAUCAAGUGGUGAAGAGAAAGAUAAAAAGAUUAAUGUUCUUAAUGAUGUAUUUAACGAUAUUACAAUAAAACCAAAUGAUAAUAAUAUAUUAUUAGAUAGAGGAGAUAUAAUAAAAAGUAGUGGUUAUGAUUCUUCUUAUAAUGAUUUACAUAGUAGUUCACUUCCAAAUCCAUCAUCUAAUGAAAUAUUAAAUAAAACUACUAUGGUAUAUGAUCAAAUAUAUUUAAAUGAUAAUAAAAAAGAAAUAGAAUCUUCAUCAAAAAAUUUCGUGAAUGAUAUAAAAAAAAAUGAUAUGAUACAUGAUGAUUCAUUUAAUAUAAUAAAUAAUAAGAAUAUGAUAUCAUCAUCAAAUGAAAUUAAUAAUAGUAAUAAUACAAAUAAGUUUAAUAAUAAUUCGACAGAAUUAGCUACAAAAGAUACACAACAUUUUAUAAAUGGACAUGAUAAAAAUAUUUAUUUAUUAAGUUCACAUGAUAAUGCAUUAUUUUAUAAAUAUAUAUAUGAAGAACCUAAAGGAAAUAUAGGAAAAUAUUUUAGAUCAUUAGUAAAAAAUUAUUAUGUACCUUUCUUAUCAUCAAAAUUUGGUAAGACAAUUGUAUAUAUAAUGUUUACAUGUCUUAUAGCAUUAUCUAUAUAUGGAUGCACAUUAAUGAAAAAAGGAAUUAAAUAUGAUAAAGCAUUUCCAGUAGAUUCAUAUGUUCGUCGAUUCACAUCAGCAAAAAUUAAAUAUUUUCCAGAUUUUGGAGAUUUUAUUGAAGUAUAUUAUUUUGAUAAGAAUUUUAUAAAUAAAUAUAGAGGUCUAGAAAAUAAUACAAAAGAAUUUGGAUCUUCAUUUCUUUAUUCAGAUUUAACAGAUCGUCAAAUAAUGAAUGGUCCAAAAAUAAAUAAAAAUGUUCAUUGGGAAAAUACAAAUUUACAUGAAGAAUUAAUAAAUAUGCAUAAUACAUUAGAAUCACAAGAAUUUGUUACAUCAGUUGCAAAUGGUUUUACAUUUUUUUUAAAUAAAAAUAAAUCAAGUUUAAGAAAAGAAAACCCACAAGAAUUUUAUGAAAUUUUUGCUAACUGGCUAAAAAAAGAUUUUGUAGGCAAUCUAUUCAAAAAUGAUUUUGUAUUCUUAAACGGAAAAUUAGUUGCAUGGCGUUUUCAUUAUUUCCAAAAAAAUGUAGAUGAUUCAGAAAUAUCUUCUAAAUGGUUAAAAGCAUCUAAACAAAUUACAAAAUUAGAAAAUCAUAAUGUACAAAUGGUUUGUUUCCAUCUAAGUUCUAUAUUCAAUGAAACUGAUGAAUCAAUUAUAGAAGUAACAUUAAUUAAUCUAGGAAUUACUAUACUCACAAUUCUUGUUGUAACAGCUUAUAUUAUUAAGGGUUUCUAUUCAUGUGUAAUUAUUGCUUUGAUUAUUUUCCUUAUUGAUUUAUGUAUAUUCGGAUUUAUGUGUUUAUGUGGUAUUACAAUGAAUAUUAUAUCGAUGGUUAUAUUGGUCUUGUCAGUUGGUUUCUCCAUCGACCAUACCUCACACAUUGUUCAAGCCUUUUCGCACAGCAUGGGAAGAACAAGAGAUGAAAAAAUGAAAGAAAGCUUGCACCUUAUGAUAGGUCCAGUAUUACAUAGUGGUUUGUCAACCUGGUUUGUUAUUAGUACUUUAUUUUUUUCAAAUAAAGAUUUUACAGUUAUCUUUUUCCAAACAUUAAGCUUGGUUCUAUUCUUUUCUAUAACCUUCUCUUCCAUGUUCUUGCCCGUACUUCUUUCCAGUUUUGGCCCCCUACAUUAA
Messenger RNA from Plasmodium adleri (nom. inval.), 4254 nucleotides. Its product is annotated as lipid/sterol:H+ symporter. The record is from RefSeq and is a predicted model, not a curated record. The transcript has 4 exons. Bases 1 to 4254 code for a protein of 1417 amino acids. Gene Ontology annotation, cellular component: membrane. Lineage: Eukaryota; Apicomplexa; Aconoidasida; Haemosporida; Plasmodiidae.